GAGAGAUCGUUCGAUAAGUGUCGUUUAUUGUUGUUUCGCGGAAGUGUCACGAAGUGCGUUAUUGUUUCGAAAGUAUCGGUUCUGUGUGCCGUGCGUAUUCGAACGUGCACCGAUUACGUUCCUACUAGUCUCGCGAUCGACGGGACUGUCGCGCCUGUGAUAUAUUUUAUUUUUUCUUCAUUUCAUUCCGAGACUGCAGUUCCGCUGAUCACGGUACACGCAGAUGACGCGAUGACGCUGCAUUGGUGGAUGCACUGGUUCUGGGUUACCGCUCAAUUUCUCGUGAUCUUAGGGAACCCAGUGCCGUCGACCACGACGGAACCACGUGUCCAGAGCUCGGAAACGACGCCGGAAGUCUCCAUCAUGGACACGGGAACCGUGGUGCCGCAAAGACAGAGCUUUCGUGUCGCGAAAGCGAUCGGUUUUCAUCCGUCCACGAACGCAGCGAUGGUCCUGGACAGGCUGUCGUCAACCACCGUCACGAGCCCCUUGGAGCCACGGGGGAACGUCGUCGUGACUCCUGUCGCCGCGGAGGACUUCCGGCGCAGCGGUGUCGGUAACUCGAACGAUACGGCCGGUAAGGCAGGGAACUACGACAGGAUACGUAGCCCAGUGACGAAGAAGGAUAGCAAGAUCACGUGGAUCCUGACGACGAACAAGACCGUCAGGUCGAAGUACGAGCAGGAGGAGAAAGUCGAGGAGGAGGAGAUGAUUGGGAACCGGAACGACAGCGUGGACUUCGUCGAGGAUCUCACGGUGCUGCCUCUUCAGGAAGAGGUGUCUAGAAUCAGGCUGGUACUGAACAAGACCAAAUCAUCGACGUUGUUGUCCUCCUCCUCCUCCUCUUCGUUAGCCUCCUCGUCCGCUGGGGCUUCCGGUAUCAGGACGUUUAACAGGUCCGACGACGACGUCGAGAUCGACGAGGAGCUGGUCGAGCCUCAGCUGUUCGCCACCGCUGCGUCGAUCCUCGAAGUUGGCGUGAGCGAGCCCACGCGACUUAGCCGAGCGAGAAGCGCGUUUCCCAAAGAUUUCCAAAGGGAUCAGGUCCAAGAGGAUCAUAUACCGGACUACAACGACGGCGAGAACUCGAAGCAAGAGGGCGUCGCGAGAUCCACCGUGGACAUCGCCGCCAUUACCGGAAGCUGUCUGGCGACCGUUGUUUUGCUAAGCACAAUGGGCAGCCUCGGAUUCAUUAUGUACAGGCGUAGGUACCUGAAUCCACCGCAGACCCUGAACAGCGAUAAGUGUAGUAACCCCGAUAGUUCCGGAUAUAUUGACGAUUCCACUAUUCGUGAUAAUUCCGAGGAGAUGUACAGUUUGGAUAACGACUCGUUCCUAAAUUCGUUGGAGGCGAUGACAAUACAGAACUACUGGACGGACAGUGUGAAGCACACGAAGCUAUGACAAAAGAAAAUAAUCCAGCCGGUGAAGAGGAUGGAAACGUUCAGUAUUUCUGACGGUGAAGUGCACGAACAGAUUUCAUUGUUGGAGCAAUAGUACUUAAAAAAAAAACUCGACGCGUGCCGGACAAUUUUUUGAAAUCGGUACACGAACUGGAAAUGGAAUACUUUCCGGGUACACACCGUAACUUUUUCAAUUUUCACUCCGAUUUUUCGCGAAGUUUCGCAUAGAGCGAACAAAUCGUGUUUUUUUAUCCGUUCACCCGCAGGUAUCCUAGGCGUGUACAGGCGCGAGGUUUUCGAGGGAAGAGCAGCUGACGACACAUCAAAAUUACAGGACGCGCGCACGCAUUCCUAUAGUCGUGUUGGUAGUGGUAUCGGGCGCGCGCGCGCGCGUGUUGUGUGCUUCGCGUCGUGCAUCGAUACGCAACACAGAGUAUUCUUCUAUAACGCCUGGAUUUUGAUUUUGUCAGUAGCACCGUUCCGUAAUAUAUUUUUCUACCGCGAUAAUAAACCGAUAGGUGUGAAUGUUUUACGGGGAUGACAGCGACGCCGAUCGCUUUCGUUUCGAGCGGCAGUAAAAAAAACGAAAAGAAAUAAUUGGUCAGUGCAAUAAGAAAUGUACUUUGUCGAUGGGAUGGUUAACGAACAAUUUUUUUUUAGGACAGUAAGUACAAAUAAAACUAUUAAUUUUUAGCUAGGGAUAACUAGGGAAGAAAGUGGCAGAGAGAGCAGGGAGGAGGAGAGAGGUGAUUUAAUAAGAAUGAAUUCCUACGAAUCGUCGGAGAAUACUUCCAAACUGUACAGGAUAACCCAGCUGACUUUAUCGCCAAAGUCAUUUUCUUUUGUUUGGGGUAUUUUACAUAGAAACUAAUCGGUAUGAUUUUACAAUUGAAUAUCAUUUUUAUUGACUUUGAAUAAUCACCUUGAACCGCGAGGUGAGAAACUUCUGUUAAGAAUUGAUAUUUCUUCCGAAGGAACUGUAAAAUUUCGUAGCAGAAAGGUUCUACUGUUAUAAUGCGUUCAACAGUGAUAAAGUCAACGGGACAGCCUGUGUACAUGUAAUUAUGAACUUCUAUUUGUACCAGUAAUAUUUAGCUAUCUCUUCUUAAUUCGAGAUCCAGCUUGAACAUUUCUCACGGUCUUCGAACUUGAAAGAGUACACACGGUUCUAAUAGGGUAACAGAAAUCAAUUGAUUUGCUUGCACAUGUACGGUCGACUUGAAAUACAUACAAUAUUUUCGACACGCAAUCGGGCUAACGAAAGGAUCGGACCAAAUACAUAAGUAGUUUGUAGCUUUACGCCUUUAUAACAUAUCCAGCAGAACAUUGAGAAGAAAGCGACGACUCGACCCGUGUUUUCCACUACAACCACUUCUAGCUUGUAUAUAUGUACAUGUACGUUUACUGUACAAUAAAUACGGAUGUAUCUUCUAGGUGUGCAAGUUUUCCGUGGCGGAUCUCGACCGCCGUCCUCGAAAUACGAUUUACGUUCUAGUAGGAAGUUAGUGGCAUGUUGUUUCAAAUAUAUUUCUAUACCAAGCCUCGCGCGUUCGAGGAGAAGAAGAGUUUAUUGUGAUAGAUUGUAGCGUUUAAUAAAUGUAAAAUAAUCACCGAUUCGUCUAAUGGUACCGGUUGUGAAUA
This is a messenger RNA of Dufourea novaeangliae, 3044 nucleotides long. RefSeq lists its product as uncharacterized. NCBI's taxonomy places the organism in Eukaryota, Metazoa, Arthropoda, Insecta, Hymenoptera, Halictidae. The record is from RefSeq and is a predicted model, not a curated record. The coding region runs from base 232 to 1404 and encodes 390 amino acids. The transcript has 6 exons.